This is a messenger RNA of Vanessa atalanta (red admiral), 628 nucleotides long. RefSeq lists its product as uncharacterized. The record is from RefSeq and is a predicted model, not a curated record. The transcript is spliced from 4 exons. NCBI's taxonomy places the organism in Eukaryota, Metazoa, Arthropoda, Insecta, Lepidoptera, Nymphalidae. Bases 8 to 547 code for a protein of 179 amino acids.
UGUAAAAAUGGCGAAACGGCGUAUUUAUAACGGUGUCUACAAAACCUCUUACUCGCCUCGUCGAAGAGUCAAUACAAGCAAUCAAGAUCACGACGAACCGUUAUUCAUUCGAAAUUGCCUAAAAUAUCUAUGGAUGUUCUAUUCCACUGUGAUUGACAAUUGUGUUUCUGUUGUAACUUUUGCCGUCGUUAUCGUCUUGAUUUUCCUCCUUCCCGUUACUAACACACACAAAACCAAUGAAUUGAAUGAAAUGAAGAAAGUUCUGGAUUUAAUGACGGAGGAAGUAACGCGUGCUGAAGUAGCAUGUCUGGUUGCUGCCGAAGACCUUUGUAGCUUACGUUGCUCGAUUCGUGACGAAGAAACGGAAACAUCAUUUCGCAGACAAAGGAGGUACGAGACCUGUCAAUUUCUACAAGCCCCGGAUUACUCUCGAAGCGAUCGGAGCCCGUUCAAGUUGAAAAGAAAAUCAGUUUCUUUCGCCGUAUCCUCUCCCUCCAUAGAGACAUCUCGAGAAAGGUUAGGCACAUGUAUAACAAAAGGCGCUUAGAUUGACACAUGGUGCACGCGUACACGAUAAUGUAUGCUAAUGGAAGUUCUUUUGUGAAUUUUAUACCUAUAAAUAUUAAUA